This is a messenger RNA of Leptosomus discolor (cuckoo roller), 585 nucleotides long. The record is from RefSeq and is a predicted model, not a curated record. Lineage: Eukaryota; Metazoa; Chordata; Aves; Leptosomiformes; Leptosomidae.
AGCAAGGAGCCGGAGCGGAGCAAGGAGGAGCUGGGCGCCGACAAGGGCCCCGAGAAGCCGGACCCCUCGCAGAAGCCCCCCUACUCCUACGUGGCUCUGAUCGCCAUGGCCAUCCGGGAGAGCGCGGAGAAGAGGCUCACGCUGUCCGGGAUCUACCAAUACAUCAUCAGCAAGUUCCCUUUCUACGAAAAGAACAAGAAGGGCUGGCAGAACAGCAUCCGCCACAACCUCAGCCUCAACGAGUGCUUCAUCAAGGUUCCCCGGGAGGGCGGCGGCGAGCGCAAGGGCAACUACUGGACCCUGGACCCCGCCUGCGAGCCUCUCUCCAGCCCGAACAGCUACGGCUACCUCUCCCCGCCCAAGUACUUGCAGUCCACCUUCAUGAACAACUCGUGGCCGCUGGCGCAGCCCCCCGCGCCCAUGCCCUAUGCUUCCUGCCAGAUGUCUGGCGGGAACGUCAGCCCUGUCAAUGUGAAAGGACUCUCGGGCCCGGCGUCCUACGGUCCCUACUCGCGGGUGCAGAGCAUGGCGCUGCCCAGUAUGGUGAACUCCUACAACGGCAUGGGCCACCACCACCACCCGCAC